AUGAGAAGUCCCAAAAACCACAAAGAGGUGCAGAGGUUGGCAGGAAGACUUGCUUCACUAUCUCGGUUUAUUCCAAAGCUGGCAGAAAAAGCCAAGCCUAUCUUCCAUCUACUCAAAAAGCCAAAAGAAUUAUGUUGGAGUGACCAAUGUGAACAAGUUUUCACCAACUUCAAGCAAUUCUUGUCAGCUCCCCCCAUCUUAUCCAAACCGACCUACCAAGCUGAUCUUCUACUAUACCUUGCAGUGGCCGACAAUGCUAUUAGCGCAGCACUGUUGGACUACCCUAUCAAGCAGAUACUCAGAAAACCUGAUCUUGCGGGGCGGAUGAUAACUUGGUCAGUCGAGCUCUCCGAGUAUGGCAUAAAGUACGAAAGCCGAGGACCACUGAAAGCCCAAUGUUUGGCCGACUUUGUUGCCGAACUCACCCCCGUCCCACCUAUGGAUGAACAAAUCUGGACGUUGCAUGUGGAUGGAUCUUCCAAUGUGAAAGGCAGCGGUGCUGACAUUAUUCUUGAAGGACCAAACGACAUGAUGCUUGAACUUGCUAUAAAAUUUGAUUUCAAAGCUACUAAUAAUCAGGCUGAAUAUGAGGCUCUGUUGGCAGGUUUAACACUGGCCAAAGAUGUUGGUAUAAAGAGGCUAAAAUGUUGCAGUGAUUCCAAGCUGAUCACCGAACAAGUAGGAGGAGGAUAUCAGACUAAAGAACCCCAACUUCAAAGGUACAAUCUUAUGGUAUCUCAGCUGACAUCUUUCUUUGAUGAUUUCCAGAUUGAGCACAUCCCAAGAGCUCAGAAUGAAAGGGUCGACCUGUUAUCCAAACUUGCUAGCACUAAGCGCCCUGGCCAACAUAAGACCAUCAUUCAAGAAACAAUAGCUGCCCCUAGUUGCCAAGUUACAACAAUUUUUGCGAACAACUCAUAUCAGCAAGGUUGGAUGGCCGAUAUUUGGAAAUAUCUUAAAGAUGGGAUUUUACCAGAUAGCAAGGUAGAAGCUUCCAAAAUUAAAAACAAGUCAUGCCACUUUACCAUUGAAGCGGGUGAAUUGUUCAAGCGAGGUUUCUCCAUGCCUCUUCUCAAAUGCUUAGACACAGAUCAAGCCCACUAUGUAAUGGAUGAGAUCCACCGCGGAAUCUGUGGCAUGCAUUCCGGAGCUCGGUCCAUGGCUGUCAGGGUUAUCCGAGCUGGAUACUACUGGCCAACUAUGAGAUCAGACUGA
Messenger RNA from Cajanus cajan (pigeon pea), 1215 nucleotides. The record is from RefSeq and is a predicted model, not a curated record. Lineage: Eukaryota; Viridiplantae; Streptophyta; Magnoliopsida; Fabales; Fabaceae.